CGCCCCGCCCACAAGCCGCCAGGGAUUGGGCGGCCCGCUCGAGCCAAUAGGAGAGCGCUGCCUUUCUCACCGGCUGCGCGCUGCUGCGGUUGCUUGCUGCGUUCUAAGCACCCCUACGGCAUUGCUCGCGCCUCCGCGCACGCGCGCGCCGUCUCCUCCACCCGCUGCGCCCUAACGGCCGCCCCCCUUUCUUUCCCCUCCCGCCACGGGCCGGGAGCGACAUAGAAAGCGAUGUCGGCGGCCCGCGAGGUGGUGACGCUCCAGUUGGGGCACUACGCGGGGAGCGUCGGCGCCCACUGGUGGGGACUUCAGGAAGCUUCGUUCUGCUUUGAUCCUGUGGCUGCAAAAUCAGAUGAAGGGAUUCGCCAUGAUGUGCUGUUCCGAGUGGGGAGAACUCUCCAGGGGCAAGAGACAUACACACCCCGCCUCAUCCUCAUGGACCUCAAAGGGAGCCUGAGCUCUUUGAAGCAGGAGGGAUGCUUAUACACAGACACAAAAACAAACACGCCUUUGGCCUGGAAGGGGAAUCUGACAAUGCACCAAGAAGAUCCAUCCCCUGUGAACCCUUUCCUGAUGAACUUAGAUAAGCCGGAGGGUAUCAGACCUUUCAAUGGUGAUUUUGCUCCUAGGACCCUUCCUGGUGACAGACCUCUGCGCCCUGAAAGGCAGGAUGAGGCUCCAAAGAUGCCUCGCUUGGAGAGCAAGAUGCACGUUUGGUCAGAUUUCCUCCGAACGCACCUUCACCCUCGUAGCAUAUUAACCAUCCACCAGUACAAUCAUGAAGGGGAUUCCAGUCGGCUGGAGGCUUUUGGACAAGGGGAAAAGCUCCUGCAAGAUAGCACAUACCUUGAGGAGCUUGAAGACAGGCUACACUUCUACGUAGAAGAGUGUGACUACCUGCAGGGAUUCCAGGUUCUUUGUGACCUGCACAACGGGUUUUCAGGGAUUGGGGCAAAGGUCACCGAGGUGCUUCAGGAUGAGUAUGCGGGGAAGGGAGUCCUGACAUGGGGGUUGACUCCAGUGCUCCCUACGGCUGUAAGUAAGAUUCCACAGAGGAAUUUUUACAGGCUCCUGAAUACAGUCCUGGGGGUGGUCCACCUUUCCAGCCACAGUGCACUCUUCUGCCCCUUGUCGCUGAACGGGAGCCUGGGACUCCGGCCGGAGCCCCCCGUUGCCCUCCCAUACGUCAACUAUGAUGCAACUCUGGACUAUCACACGAGUGCCAUCCUCGCCACAGCGCUGGACACCAUCACCGCUCCUUACCGGCUCCAGACCUCGGCUAUCUCCAUGUCGCAUCUUGCUGAGACCCUAAAUUUCUCUGGGAGGAAGGUAGCAGCUGCAGUAGCAGCCGUUCCGUUUCCUGUGGCCCACGAGCAAUCCCUUCCUGACGCUCUGUGCAGCCAGCAGCCUCCCAUGCCCUGGAGCCCGCUGUCUUCCUGCGGUGCGCAAGGGGGCAGCCACUGUUUUGCUCAGUCUGUGGUGCUGAGAGGAAUCCGCAAGGAACAGCAAGUCAGCAAUUCCCCUGCAGGCACCGAACCAAAGUCUGUCCUCCACAUGUGUGAGACUGGACAAGAGGUGCUGGCUCGGUACUUGUACACCGUCUCCCCCAGAACCUUCAGCAGCACUGCCCACUUACUGCGAGGUCCGUGCAAGGUGUUGGCCCCGUAUCCCCAGUACUUCUCUCCUUUCCUGAGCAAGCAUGGAUUCCUCUUGGAGAAACCUUCAAGUGCUGCCGCAGCUGUUGAAAACAUUCCUGUCUUCGGAGCCCUGCAGUCCUUGGCAAACCUGCGUAGAACCCUUGGCAGUUUUUAUGCAGAGCUACGCCAGGUGGAUGUCCGGAGGUGGGCAAGCUUUUUUUCUGCAGGAGUUGAAAUGGAUGACUUUGAAGAAGCUCUAGAGGAACUGAGGACACUGUCCCACUGCUACAAAGAGACCGGCGGCUCAGCAGCAGAAUCCGAGGAUGAAACAGACUGAGUUAAUUCUUUGUGAAGUGCCUUUUGCACAGGACUUCGCUCCCAUUUAAAAAAUAAUAAACUCAAUAAUAUAGCCUCCUAAAGCAUCCAGCAUGUCCUGUGCUGGCUACUACUGUUAAGCUAAAGAUGAAGUGUGUAUUUUUUAAGAGUGUACCUGAUCUUCAGCCAUGGAGCAGCCCUGACAAAUCCUGUGCACGCAGGCAAGGUGGCACCACUCAUCUUCUACAAUAGGAAUGACUUUUUAUUCCUUAAAAUACAACUGCACAAUGAAUAGCCACUCAAAAGCAGCACAAAGAGAGAAUUUACACAUUUUCCCUAAUAUUAAAAUAUUUACAUCAGCUGUUAUCCAAGAACGAGUGCAAAUCGGCAUUGCAUCCACCACACAGCAGACCCUGCCCGUUUUUUGAGGGGGGAGAAGAGUCUGAAGGCAGCAGCUUUACUGUGAUGUGUAAAUUCCAAUGCAAACACAUUUCCCAACCACCUCCCUCUUCAACCACUGCUUGUGGCAGAGGUGGUGGUAUUGGCUCAUGCUUUUAAAAGCCUUGCUCCUCCUGCUCUUCCUCAGAGAGCACUGGAUCUUUGUCAGAAAGCUGGUCGGUGUUGCUGGUGCUCAUUCCAUCUUCCUCGUCCUCUGAGCUGACAUCACAGGCUGUGUGAAAUAAGGUCAUCAACUCCCUAAACCGAUGGGCUACCUGAGGACAGAACACAGGUUGUUACAGUGGAGGGAGGGGAGGCCAAGGCACGCACAGAGCCUCAGGGCUCAUCUGUGGGCACUCCUCUCCUGCCACAACAGUGUCCCAAAAUAGGACCACAUGAAAAUGAUUGUUCUGCCUGCUGUAGCAAUUGCAGUCGGCAUUGUACUGGGCGCUGCCUGGUUUUUAACUGCAUUUUCAUUGCUUUAUUUCUUAUAUUGCAAUUGAAUUCCAUAGAAUAUAGUAUGAAAUACAUCAAUAAAUGAUAAUACAAUCUAAGGAAAAAAGUACAGUGGAACCUCAGUCAAAAUGUUUUAACAGGCUGCACCCGUUGCCCUUCACAGACGGAAUGAACCAUCUGCAUAACGUUUGUGGCCACAGUUUGGGUUUGCCUCUUCUGCCCUAAAUCAAUCUGGAGUGCAAGCAGAGAAAUCUAUCCCUGCUCUCGGCCCACCAAACCUGCAGUCUAAGGUGUUAACAACGUACCACCAAGCAGAGGCAUCUCUGACUAUUAACUGCACCAGCAAGGCUGGGAAAAGGGCAACAAGCAGAGACGCAGCUCCAUUUAACUCUCUUGGUUUAAAGUCUCGUUACCUGUAAAUUGCAUUUCAUUCUAUCCCUCAAAGCAGAUUUUUAAGGAACUGAUGCCAUCCAUCUUUGCAUGUGAAGGGAGGCAGUUUGUACAGCUGAUCGCAAUGGAUUCUCUUUUGUAAAGUCAACCACAUAAUCUUAGGCCUUAGGUACAUUUUCAGAGGGGGGCAUCCUUUGUAAAGGGCUUCCUGAGGUCACGGCAGAACUCAAUCCUGCCAAGAGACCCCCCCCCCAAAAAAAAGACUCACCUCCUCUGCUGUUUUAUUGUGCAGCUGCUGAGAGAUAGCACUGAAUGUGUCUGGAUGAGCCCCUCGCUCCUGGCAGGUGGUCAGAAUAACCCGGUCAGCCUCUCUGCAGGGGAAAACACCUGAUUGUGGAAGGGGGCCAGGAUGGUCUGGCCAGACUUCAUAAAUCCCACAAGUUGCUCAUGUUCAACCAAGUCCCCACCAUUAGCCUUUAACAUGAGCAAAUG
This is a messenger RNA of Rhineura floridana, 3728 nucleotides long. RefSeq names its product misato mitochondrial distribution and morphology regulator 1 (gene MSTO1). The transcript has 14 exons. Gene Ontology annotation, cellular component: cytoplasm. Lineage: Eukaryota; Metazoa; Chordata; Lepidosauria; Squamata; Rhineuridae. Gene Ontology annotation, biological process: mitochondrion distribution. The record is from RefSeq and is a predicted model, not a curated record. Bases 232 to 1974 code for a protein of 580 amino acids.